AUGGCAAGCGAAAUUGAGUUUCUUGGCGAGGCGCCUGGCUCCCACUACUCUGGCGAUGCGCUGCUGCUCGCGGACGAGGAGGCGGACGACUCGGUCUCGGUCUCGGGCGGAUCCUCAACGCCGACCUCGCAGCUGCUCGCUGGCGGCGUCGGCAGCGCUGGUCCAGACACGGACGCGGUUGCCUCUGCAUUGCAGGCCGGCGAUCUCGAGGCGGAUCGCGACGACGACGACGACGACGACGACGGCGCGGCCAAUCCAUCCUCGUCCAGCCAACCAGCAGCAACAGGAGGCACUGCAGCAGCGACAGCAGCAAGUCCCGCGCGGAGGCCCAGGCUCGCGUCCACAUCGCUCAAGGAAGCUCUUCGUGCCGAGGCGUCCGUGUCCAGUCGAUCCGGAGCUUCCGCUGCGAAUGCUAACGCUGCAGCAUCAUCCGCUACUGCUGGGUUAGCACCCGCGGCAUCGUCGCCAGCAAGCAACAAUUCUGCAUCCAGCACAGCAUCAGACAAGCCUGCUCCCCAGGCGGCUCAUCAGAGCGACAGCGUCGUCGAGUCCGCGGAAGACAUCCCGUUCAACUGGGCGGCAGACGAAAAACACAUCUUCAUCCUGAGUAAUGCCGGCAAGCCCAUCUACAGCAGCUCGAUUAUUGCCGGCGAUUAUCGCUUUGUGUUCCUGUCAAAAGGUCCCAUCAUUCUUGUGGCAGUCGCCCGAACGGGAGAAUCCGAAAUGCAUGAUUUAUUGUUUGCAAUGAUGAUUGCAGAGAAGCAGCUCGUGACCCUUGUGCGACCGAAAAAGUAUCCGCUGCAUCCUUCUGCGCAUGUCGACAUUGCUGGUCUCCGUCAUUUCAUCUACAAGUCUAAGAACACUUCUCAGUUUACUCAGCCCGAGCUCGAGGCACCGUACACGACGCCUGAAGAGCGCCAACGGUAA
Messenger RNA from Capsaspora owczarzaki ATCC 30864, 927 nucleotides. RefSeq names its product Mon1a protein. The record is from RefSeq and is a predicted model, not a curated record. Gene Ontology annotation, cellular component: fungal-type vacuole membrane; Mon1-Ccz1 complex. Gene Ontology annotation, biological process: vesicle-mediated transport; protein targeting to vacuole. Bases 1 to 927 code for a protein of 308 amino acids. NCBI's taxonomy places the organism in Eukaryota, Filasterea, Ministeriida, Capsasporidae. The transcript has 6 exons.